This is a messenger RNA of Phlebotomus papatasi, 4438 nucleotides long. RefSeq lists its product as uncharacterized. Bases 990 to 2342 code for a protein of 450 amino acids. The record is from RefSeq and is a predicted model, not a curated record. Gene Ontology annotation, biological process: synapse organization. The transcript has 7 exons. Gene Ontology annotation, cellular component: neuron projection membrane. Lineage: Eukaryota; Metazoa; Arthropoda; Insecta; Diptera; Psychodidae.
GUACGAAUGAGUUUGUUCUUCGGAUGCUCACUUCCUCGACUUUUCCCGGCUUCUGGGUGGCAUGUUAUAGGGCAAGUAUCUGAAGGGGAACUUUUUCACUUACUGCCGGAAGAAAGUUUUGAACCUUUCGUGAACCUUCUGGUAUUGAAUGGUGAGUAGCUUGGCAAGGAGAAAAGACAUUGCCCAAGAAUGUGUGAUGAAUUACAGUUGAACAUUGUUUGAAGGGUUAGAGGUGAAAGUUUUUAGGGUGGGUGGUAUAUAUAUAUAUAUAGCAAAAGUGCUCAAAGUGUGAAGCAUCAGAAAAGCUCUGCCAAAAGAGAGGCGUGAAGUGGUGAGGAAAAGUGGAGAGUCGACAGUUAAGUGGGUGCACAAUGUGACUCUGGGAUUUUCCGAGAUGAAUCCUAGAAUUAUGGAUAUUUUGUGUGUUUUUGUGAUUAAAUGUGCGAGUGGGUGAAGGCAGAAAAAUUGUGUGGAAAUGUGAAAAAUGGAUGAAUAUGACAAAGCAGCUUGAAUCAUUUUUUCCAAGGCAUAAAUCCAAAACAAUCCAGAGAUGGAAAUAGCUGAAAGUGAUUUUGUCUGCUUGAAGAUGAUAUCAUAAGCUGAUGAAAUACACUGAACUUGUGAGGCAAUUUGGGAUGGGAAUGAGCUACAUUUUGCUGUCCCUCCUCCAGCUUCGAUCAGCUGCAUGUGCGAUGUAAUUGAAAAAUUCAUCGAGAUAAUUUGCUGGGCAUUGAGCCACAUAUUGCAACUCAACACUUUUCCCUCGAUGUUUGUGUGAAACAUUUUCAAUUUCCAUUGUGAGUGGUCGAUUGACAAAUUGUGGCUAAAAAUUUAUAGUGAAACUGGUUUAGUGGGAAUAAACAUAAAUCUAGAUGGUGAAAUGUGUAUCCCUGCCAUUUUUUUUUUGGCACAAAAGUGAAUUUGAACAGAAUUUACGUUGAUUUUGAUUGAAGAGGGAACACAGAGAUUCCAGGUGAAUUUCAAAUAAGAUGCAAAACGGCCAAAAUGUUUGUCAUUGCAAAUGUUGGGGUGGCGAUGUAGCAAGUGCUGGAGAUACCACAGAAUCUGCCCCACACCCCAAUACUAUCACAGUCAGCAUGAAGAGACUUCAACUCGACACAAUGCCAGGCUUGUCUUCACCCACAAGAGUCAUGAAACGAUGGCCAAAUUGUCAUAUGGCAGCCACCAAGUGGAUGAGAAUAAUUCUACUGAGUCUCCUCUUUCGCUACAGCAAUUGUCUUGCGGCGAUUCAUGAAUUUCCGAAAGGUACAAAUGUUGGUGCUGUCACAGACGUGAUAUCCCAUACUGUUUCAGUUGGACAUAAUGUAACGAAUCGCUUCAUAAAAAAUGUGUCAAUCAGCUAUAGUUAUACACCGAAGAAUAAGACAAAUGCCCGAAUAGACUUCUCACUGGGUUUGACCAAUGGUUCAAUUUCCGGUGCAAGGGUGCAGCCAACAGUGGCGAGUGAUAGAGUGACAAGUGGGAAGAAGAGUAAGGUGGACAAUGAUAGUAGAAACAAACAAGAAAUUAGUUUAGAAAAUAUGGACAAGCAGGCGAAUCAAUUGGGAAAUAGUGAUGACAGUCACAGUUCCGGAACGAUUAAUGGGAAUAGUGAAUUGGAAGAAAUGUCGUUCGAAACACAAAACUACACCACAGUGACAACACAAAUCGGAUCAACAUCCACAAUGUUGACCUGCACUGUUCACAACAUUGGGGAAGGAGUGGUGUCCUGGAUCAGGAGAAGUAAGGACGACUAUCACUUACUCACUGUGGGACUGACAACCUACAGCAGUGACGAACGCUUCAACGCCAUCCACAGAGAAGACUCCGAUGAGUGGACUCUGCAAAUAAAAUUUGUCCAAUUGAGGGAUUCUGGAGUGUAUGAGUGUCAGGUCUCUUCGCAUCCCCCAUCGUCGAUUAUGAUUCAAUUAGACGUUGUGGAGGCAAGAGCAGAGAUUACUGGCCCAGCUGAGAAGUACUUGAAGCCGGGUUCAACUUUAAGGCUUGCCUGCCGUGUUCAACAGAGUACUGAGCCACCUCUGUAUAUCUUUUGGUAUCACAACAAUCGUAUGAUUAACUACGAUUCAGAUCGAGGUGUCAAUGUGACCACAGAGGCGGAUAAUCGGUAUUCAGAGCUGUUGAUUGAACAGGCAUCCUAUUCCCAUGCCGGUAACUAUUCCUGUGUACCCAAUAGUGCCGUUCUCGCCAGCACAGUCGUCCACAUAUUCAAUGGUGAAAAUCCAGCCGCAAUACAUCAUGUUGGUCACGGCUAUCCCGUUCUAUCUUCUGCACCAACACGACUUGUAGUGCUCACCGUUGUCAUAUUAAUUUUCAUUUCGUAAAGAGCUGAAGGGAAAAGAGAAAAUUAAUAAGGAAAAUUGUGCCCUCCAACUGGAACACCUCUCUACCAACAAUUUUUCUCCCAACAUCCGACAACUAGACACUUCCUUGCACCAUUAAUUAAGACACCCCCCAAACCCAUUCAGGCAGAAAGAUUGUUGAGAUACUUCAAGUUUCCACCCUCUAACUUAAAUCUCUGUCUUGGGACUAAAACAAAUUGAGUGAACAGUUUAAUAUUAACAUAAUGUGAAAGAAAUAGUUGGUAAUAUUUGUACCUCCAGGAUAACACUUAAGGCAGUUUGAAAAUCGAUAGAGGAAUGUUUAUUAGUUUUCAAGAACGAAAAUGUUAUUGAGAUAUUUUGUAGGUUUAUUACUAAAACCGAGAAUAUGAAAAGCACAAAAGAAAAUUAUAGAAAAAUUUAUAGUUAUUACAGUCCAGCAUUGAAUUUGAUCUGUUGAUUUCCAUUAAAAUUCUCAUCUCAAUUUCAAUUUUAUUUUAUUUCACACACAAGUAUUUACCAAUUUCUUAAGCAAACACUUUCAAACCAAUAAAAUUUUUCGAAAAUAUAAUUUUAUAUGUUUAUUGGUGGCUCAAAUGACUUUCUCUAUAUGUAUUCUUUUAUUGAGCGUUUCCUAAAGAAAAUAUUGAAUUUAUUGCUGUAUAGUUUAAAUUUAUGAUAUACCAAACUUUAAAUAAUAUUUAGGUACCCUCAACCAGCGAUUGACAACUUGCUAUCUGCAAAAUAUUCUUAAUAAAAAUUUGUAUAAUUACUUUUUGGAUCCAAAGCAUAUACAUUGACUUUUAAAGGUAAGAAAAACAUUUUGUUUUAUUCCAAGCUUCUCAUUAUUGUAUUAAAAGGUAGCUUCUUAAGACUCAAGUUUUCAUUUUUGAAAUUAAAGAUUUAUUUUAUUAAAAGAUUUUCUAUAAUUUUUCGAAGCAAGUUUUAUAAAAAAAUUAGUUUCCUAAUUUCCAAAAAAAUUUGGUUUAGUUCCAAAUUAGAAUGGAAGUCCAAACAGCAGAAUAAUAAUCCUAGGCACAUGUCAACCAACCGUGAAAAAUUUCAGAGAAUUUAGUUAACAACGAUACUUUAACACGGGUUUCCAGCUAAAACUUUUAACCUCGUUCACAAUUGCCGUAUUAAGAGUCUAAAGAGAUUUUUGCCUUACUUGAAAAUUAUAAAAAAAAUUCUACAAGAAUCAAACUUGCAUAAAAUAAUUAAAAUCAGUGAAUCUUCAUAUCUAAUGCCCCAUAUGCACGUACGACUUAAUCUGAGAUCUAACUCUUUCGCGUCACACUUUUAUUCAGCAAGUGAAUUCAUGUAAAAUUGAGUUUUUCCCAAUGCUUUAUGAUCAAAUAUAAUAGUUCCGAGAGGAAAAAAAAUUUCCAUUGCGUGAAAACUCGGAAAAACUCAUAUAUGGGUCAUAUAUGACCCUAUUGUCGUGAAGGGAAGUAUACAUACCAUUUUCAAAAUCUAUAUCACGGGCUUUCUAAGAGUUUUUUUGCUUGAAGUUAUUAAUUUGGCUAAAACAAUGGCAAACUGGAUUGUUUUGAUGAACACUAUACUCCUGGUGUUCAAGGAAUCCUCCUGGUAAUCCCUUGAACAAUCUCUGUCACAAUAUUUUGAGUGGUAUUUGGCAAAAAUAAACUUAUCCACAUAUUUAUUCAGACACAAUACAAUUGCACAAUAUGAGACGCUUGCAGAAUACUCUAAAAUAUUGCAAAAUAUGUUAUAAUUCAUCAGAUAUAAGAUGAAAUGUCCAGGAGAAAGAUAUUUUCCUUCUCGACUUCACAAAGAAAAACAAUGUCCCAACUGUCCCAACUACAUUGUUGACACGAAAACACUUACAUAAACUUUUUCCUUCCCGACAAUAGGGUCAUAUAUGACCCGGAAAAUUCUACACGCUUUUCUGGAAAAUUGAGAGUAGUUUAUUAUAUCAAAAUAUGCAAUGUAUAAUCUUUGGAUAUUCUAUUUUGUGCUUCUAAAGAACUUUUUGCUGAAAAAAAUAAAUGAAUAUAAAAAAUUUUGAAAAAGAAAAGUCAUUUCAUAAAGUUCGAAAUUCGUGAUUUUUGAUCUUAAACAUUUUCUUUUCCUGAAUA